This is a messenger RNA of Clunio marinus, 276 nucleotides long. The record is from the annotation of a GenBank genome assembly. NCBI's taxonomy places the organism in Eukaryota, Metazoa, Arthropoda, Insecta, Diptera, Chironomidae.
AUGGUUUCAGGAUUUUCUUUAAUGAAAAGUAAACAAGAAGAUUUGUGUGUGGGUGAAUUGAGUCUUCAGGUUGAGUUUUUGUGGAUUUGUAUCAACUCCCUCCCGUUGUGCCUUGAAAAUUUAUUUUGCAUAACAAGGCAGUUGUUAAGUUGCAUUGUGAAGUUUUUAUUUCUUGUAAAUGAUGCAAAUAUUUAUGACAAAUGGCAAAAAGUGUUUCAAACACCUUUAAAUGUCGAAGAACUCUCCACCAGCAUUAGACGGUCUGAAAAGUAUUAA